CUCAGGCAUUCAGCGCUGAAUUGAUCGGCUCUAGUCGCUUCGUAGACUAUAGUCCAAAAUACUGGCGGAUCUGGACGGAGACAAUUUCGUGUUCUGAUCUCUUAAAUCUCUUUAAAACAACAACAUUUCUAGUCAUUUCUACUAUUUCUAAAGAAAAGGGGGGGCUAUUUCCUCCCUUUCCAUCCAUCCAUUCUUCCAUCUUUCCCUCCCCUAAGGGCCGCUGGACGGAUAGCCGAGGAGGCCGUGGAGCGCAGUUGUUCAGGAAGGGGAGAAAGAAGACGAGCAGGACACUGUUUUUCCCCAGCGGGCAGAGGCACUCUGCGGGGAGGGGUUGGUGUUCGACUUUCACGGCUUCUGCACUGCGCUCGACCCGCUUGUGGAGAUCACGAUGACUGGUGGCGAGACACCCGAGCGGUGGCGGAUGCUCCCCACUCUGCUAUGGUGAUGUUGCCCGCGUCCAAAUGUCCCCUCCUCGGAUGAGACCACGUAUGAAUGGACAGGUGAUGGAGAGAAUAUGAUCUUUGUGUCGAGGGGGACAUCAUUUCAUUGUUGAUUUAGCUCUAAUAUUAGCCUAUAUUACAUUACAAACCACGACGGAUUUCAAUUAAAGAUGAUUAUUGAAUGCAAAUAAGAAAAUUCAACAAAUGUCACAUUUAUCCUUUUCGUGUAUAAGGAUGCCAGUUCAUCUUUGCGCGCGUGUAAAGCUAGUGUGAGGUGGCGGGAGACAAAUUAGCCAGUGUACCAAACAUUGCGGAUGUUACAAAAUAAAUAAAUAAUUAUAGAUUUUAGCUAUUUUUUCCAACAUGUUUUGGUGUCUGAAACGUACCAUGGCAAUCACGACCAACAUGCCCGGUUGAGGGGAAAAACUUGGUGGAUUUAUUUUCUUAUUUUGAUAAUCUGAUUGAUUUUAAUAUUGUGCUGUGGUCAUGAUGACAAUACAACAUUUUAUCUUCAAGCGAAGCACAACGGGCUUCUGACGAGCCUAUCGCACCGUGGAAAUGGUUCGGGAGAAAACGAUGGAGCAGCCAUGGAGAACAUGAAACAUUUAUACUAAUUCAUCUUGGAAUGUCCCCAAUCUGAUAUCCCCAAUAUCCCAAACGAGCCUUACUAUUAUUUUUUGGACAUCUUAAAACGACCUGGAGAGGAAUUGUGAAUCCUACUGCACUGAUAGUCGUGCAACAAGCCAAGCUAUCCACCCCACCCCCACCCCCACCCCACUCCACGUUGUAUUGUUUUUACACCCCCACUUGACCAUUAGCACUAACCACAGAGAGAGACCAAAGCCUACAUGUCGUCUUCAUCUUGUAAAGGCUGCACCAUAUAGGCUACCGCCCGGCAACUCUCCGCCUGUGCAGGUGGAAGAAGCAGAAUAAAACAGUUGAGUGUCUGAGCAGUCCGCAGGCAGAUGGGAUGUAAUGUUGUGUGGUCGUGCUGAGCAAUCGCCUCCUUCUCAGCUACAGCUGCUUUGUAAAGAUUUGGUGUCCAGAGAAUGGCGCGGUUCGAAAACGAGAUGCCGUCCAGGUAUGGCGGCGGCCACGGCCAUGGACCAGGGCAUGGGCAUGGACCUGGAGGCCCUGGCCGCGGAGGCAGCCGGCAGGGUGGCCCGCCUGGAGGCCCCGGGGGACAGCGGGUCUACAAGCAGUCCAUGGCGCAGAGAGCCCGGACCAUGGCCCUGUACAACCCCAUCCCGGUGCGUCAGAACUGCUUCACCGUCAACCGCUCGCUGUUCAUCUUCAGCGAGGAUAACUUUGUGAGAAAAUACGCCAAAAAGAUUACAGAAUGGCCUCCGUUUGAGUGGUUGAUCCUGGCCACCAUCUGUGCCAACUGUAUUGUCCUGGCUCUGGAGCAACAUCUGCCUGAUGGAGACAAGACUCCUCUGUCUGAACGCCUGGAUGACACUGAGCCCUACUUCAUAGGGAUCUUCUGUUUUGAGUCAGGCAUUAAGAUCCUGGCUCUAGGAUUUGCCUUCCAUAAGAACUCCUACAUAAGGAACGGAUGGAAUGCCAUGGACUUCGUAGUAGUAUGCACAGGGAUCCUGUCUACAGUGGGAUCGGACUUCGAUUUGCGGACUCUGAGAGCGGUCCGUGUACUGAGACCCCUCAAACUGGUGUCUGGGAUACCCAGCCUCCAGGUGGUCCUCAAGUCCAUCAUGAAGGCUAUGAUUCCACUGCUGCAGAUCGGCCUGUUGCUAUUCUUCGCCAUCCUCAUGUUCGCUAUCAUCGGCCUGGAGUUCUACAUGGGCAAAUUCCAUACUACCUGCUUCGACAUUCACACAGAUGAGAUUCGUGAGGAAGUUCCGUGUGGGACCGAAGCCCCGUCGAGACUAUGUCCAAACGGGACCACGUGUCGAAAGUAUUGGCUGGGUCCUAACUACGGCAUCACCCAGUUUGACAACAUCCUGUUUGCCGUGCUCACUGUCUUCCAAUGUAUUACCAUGGAGGGAUGGACUGACCUGCUCUACUAUAGCAACGAUGCCUCAGGGAGCGCGUGGAACUGGAUGUACUUCAUUCCCCUCAUCAUCAUCGGCUCUUUCUUCAUGUUGAACCUGGUCCUGGGUGUACUGUCUGGGGAGUUUGCCAAAGAGAGAGAGCGAGUGGAGAACAGGAGUGAGUUUCUAAAGCUGAGGAGACAGCAGCAGAUAGAGAGAGAGCUCAAUGGAUACCUGGAAUGGAUUUGUAAAGCAGAAGAAGUGAUCUUAGCAGAUGAUGAAGACCCUGAUGUCUUUGACGGCACCCGCAGGAGACCCACCAUCAAAAACCACAAGAACAAAACAGAUCUCCUUAACCCAGAGGAUGGGAAUGGAGACCUGGCAGUGGGUUCUCCCUUUGCGCGGGCCAGUCUGAAGAGUUCAAAGCUGGAGGGCUCUAACUUCCAUAAGAGGGAGCGUCGUCUGCGUUUCUUCAUCCGACGCAUUGUGAAGACCCAGUAUUUCUACUGGAGUGUACUGUGUCUGGUGGGACUUAACACCAUGUGUGUGGCUGUAGUACACUACGACCAGCCUGAACCACUCUCAGACUUCCUCUACUUUGCAGAGUUCGUCUUCUUGAGUAUCUUCAUUUCUGAGAUGGGUAUAAAGAUUUAUGGACUGGGGUCACAGCCUUACUUUCACUCCUCCUUUAACUGCUUUGACUGCAUUGUAAUAUGUGGCAGCAUAUUCGAGGUGCUGUGGGGUUUUAUCCAGCCUGGGACAUCCUUUGGUAUCAGUGUAUUACGAGCUCUAAGGUUACUGAGAAUCUUCAAAGUCACCAAGUACUGGGCGUCUUUGAGAAACCUGGUUGUAUCUCUGCUCAACUCCAUGAAAUCCAUUAUAAGCCUGCUCUUCCUCCUCUUCCUCUUUAUCGUCGUCUUCGCUCUGUUGGGCAUGCAACUCUUCGGCGGACAGUUUAAUUUUGAAUCUGGCACUCCCUCGACCAACUUUGAUACUUUCCCUGCAGCAAUAAUGACUGUGUUCCAGAUCCUGACCGGAGAAGACUGGAACAUGGUCAUGUAUGAUGGAAUAGAAUCUCAGGGAGGAGUCAACAACGGGAUGGUCUUCUCAGUCUUCUUCAUCGUGCUCACACUUUUCGGCAACUACACUCUGCUGAAUGUGUUCUUGGCCAUUGCUGUGGACAAUCUGGCCAACGCACAGGAACUCACUAAGGACGAGCAGGAAGAGGAAGCCGCUUCCAAGAAAAAUGCUUUGCAAAAAGCCAAGGAGGUGGCCGAAGUCAGCCCUCAGUCUGCAGCCAACCUGUCCAUAGCGGCUGAGAAAGUAAACAGCACAGGUCACAACGCUUCCGACCCCUUUCUGGACUGUAAGGAGCAGCAGAAGAACAAUAAGUGUGGCAAUAAGUCUGUGUGGGAACAGAGGACCAAGGAGCUGAGGAAACAGACUCUAAUGACCAGCAGAGAGGCCCUCUACAACGAACUGGACCCAGAGGACCGCUGGAAGGUGAACUACUCCCGCCACAUCCGUCCUGAUAUGAAGACCCAUACAGACCGCCCUCUAGUGGUGGACCCCCAGGAGAACCGCAACAACAACACCAACAAGACCACCAAAGAGCCUGACCCCCGCCUCAGCCAGCAGCACGCCGACGAGCUGGUCCGCAAGCAGACACACGUCCACGAGAGAGGAGGUGGGGGAGGAGGAGGUGGGGGCUCAGGGUCUGGUUCAGGCCCUGGAAGGCCUUACGAGCGUGCAGACUCUACGGAGAGCCGCAGGAGCCGUAAGGAGAGCAAGGAGCACCAGGAGCUCCAACACCACCACUCCUCCCAUACCCGCCUAGAUGCAACGAUGCUGGGACAGAGUGGAGAGGAGAGGCCCCAGAGAAGGCACCACCACCCACGGGGCCAGGUGGGCUCAUCGGAGCACAGGAAACCCCGCCAGCACCGCAUGCCCCCAGAGGACGAAGAGGGGGGAGGUGGAGGUGGUGGAGGAGGAGGAGGAGGAGGGGAAAGGCGACACAAGAGCAGGGGGACAGAAGGAGAAGGCGAGGGGGAGCAAGAAGGGGGUGAUGGAGGUGAGAGGAGGCAGAGACGGCAUCGCCAUGGCACUCAGUGUGAUGGUGAGGGGAAGAGGACGCGGCAACACCGCAGGAAGGAUGGUCCCAACCUGUCCACCACACGGCCCAUCCAGAAGAGCCUCUGUAGACAGGACAGCCAGUACAGCGAGGACAUGGACAAUGUCAUGAACAGUAAACUGGCCACCAGCCAGCCCAAGCUACACCCAGGCUACACCCAGCAGCCCUGCCCUGCCUCGGGCCUCCCCAGCCCAGCCAACCACACUACCCCAGGCCCAGGCUUCGGCCCUGCAGGCCUCAACACUCACUUGACCAACAGCAGCUCCCACCUUGGCCUAGAUGGAAGCCUGGUUCCUGCAUAUGGAAGUAGCACCCGGAUACCGGACCACACGGCAGUGGACAUACCACCCAUGUUUCCUUCCCACAACGCCAUAUUACAGGUCAAUAAGAAUGCUAACACAGAGCCUCUGCCUAAGAAGGAGGAUAAGGAGGAUGAUGAUGAUGAGAAGGGUGAUGAAGAUGGACCCAAACCAAUGCCUCCCUAUAGCUCCAUGUUCAUCCUCUCUACCACCAACCCAUUCCGGAGACUAUGCCACUACAUUGUGACUCUGAAAUUCUUUGAGUUUGGUAUCCUGUCUACCAUCGCUAUGAGCAGUAUCGCCCUGGCAGCGGAAGACCCCGUCUGGCCAGAAUCACCUCGCAACAAUGUUCUGCGCUACUUUGACUAUGUGUUUACGGGAGUGUUCACUUUUGAGAUGUUGAUUAAGAUGGUGGAUCUGGGCCUGGUGUUGCACCAGGGCUCCUAUUUCCGUGACCUGUGGAACAUCCUGGACUUUAUAGUGGUUAGUGGUGCUCUGGUGGCCUUCGCCUUCACGGGAAGCAGUAAGGGGAAAGACAUCAGCACAAUCAAGUCUCUGAGGGUUCUGAGAGUGUUGCGACCUCUGAAGACUAUCAAGCGUCUUCCAAAGCUCAAGGCUGUGUUUGACUGUGUGGUCAACUCCCUGAAGAACGUCCUGAACAUCCUCAUCGUCUACAUGCUCUUCAUGUUUAUUUUUGCUGUGGUGGCCGUGCAGCUGUUCAAAGGGAGAUUCUUCUACUGCACUGACGAGUCCAAAGAGUUUGAGCGCGAUUGCAGGGGCGAAUAUCUAGUCUAUGAGCGGAAUAAUGAAGUGAAGGCGCAGAAGCGGGAGUGGAAGAAGUACGAUUUCCACUACGACAACGUGCUUUGGGCCCUGCUCACCCUCUUCACCGUGUCUACCGGAGAGGGGUGGCCGCAGGUGCUGAAACAUUCAGUGGAUGCGACCUAUGAGAAUCAGGGCCCGAGCCCGGGGUACCGGAUGGAGAUGUCCAUCUUUUACGUGGUGUACUUCGUGGUCUUCCCCUUCUUCUUCGUCAAUAUCUUCGUAGCUCUCAUCAUCAUCACUUUCCAGGAGCAAGGAGACAAGAUGAUGGAGGAUUAUAGUUUAGAGAAAAACGAGAGAGGCUGCAUAGACUUCGCCAUUAAUGCCAAACCGCUGACGCGACACAUGCCUAAGAACAAGCAGAGCUUCCAGUACCGCAUGUGGGAGUUUGUGGUGUCGCCGCCAUUCGAGUAUACGAUCAUGGCUAUGAUCGCGCUCAAUACUAUCGUACUGAUGAUGAAGUAUGACGGAGCCUCUCCGGCCUACGAGGCUGUGCUGGCCAACCUGAACAUCGUGUUCACCUCGCUGUUCUCCAUGGAGUGUGUGCUCAAGAUCAUCGCCUUUGGAGUGCUGAAUUACUUCAAAGAUGCCUGGAACAUUUUUGACUGUGUGACAGUCCUGGGCAGCAUUACAGAUAUUUUAGUGACUGAGCUCGGGAAUAACUUCAUCAACUUGAGUUUCCUGAGACUGUUCAGGGCUGCCAGGCUCAUCAAACUGCUCCGGCAGGGAGAGACCAUCCGCAUCCUGCUCUGGACCUUUGUUCAAUCCUUCAAGGCGCUGCCGUAUGUGUGCCUGCUUAUCGGCAUGCUGUUCUUCAUCUAUGCCAUCAUCGGGAUGCAGCUGUUUGGGAACAUAGGGAUGGAGGAGGAGGAGGGGAGCGCCAUCAACGAACACAACAACUUCAGGACUUUCUUCCAAGCUCUCAUGCUGCUCUUCAGGAGUGCCACGGGCGAGGCGUGGCAUGACAUCAUGCUGUCGUGUCUUGGAGGGAAGCUCUGUGAUCCUCUGGCAGGGAACACUGAACCAGAGUGUGGCAGCCAGUUUGCCUACCUCUACUUUGUGUCCUUCAUCUUCUUCUGCUCCUUCCUGAUGCUGAAUCUGUUCGUGGCUGUCAUCAUGGACAACUUUGAGUACCUGACCAGAGACUCCUCCAUCCUCGGCCCACAUCAUCUAGACGAGUAUGUCAGGAUAUGGGCUGAAUAUGACCAAGCAGCUUGCGGUCGCAUUCAUUAUAAGGAUAUGUACAGUUUAUUGCGAGUUAUCGACCCGCCUCUUGGCUUAGGAAAGAAAUGCCCCCAUAGAGUGGCCUGCAAGAGGCUGCUGCGGAUGGACCUCCCGGUUGCCGACGACAACUCAGUCCACUUCAACUCCACCCUGAUGGCCCUGAUCCGCACGGCACUGGACAUCAAGAUCGCCAAGGGUACGGAAGGAGGUGUGGACAAACACCAGAUGGAUGCAGAGCUGAGGAAAGAGAUGAUGGCGAUUUGGCCCAAUCUCUCCCAGAAGACCCUGGACCUCUUAGUCACGCCACAUAAGUCAGCAACAGACCUGACGGUGGGGAAGAUCUACGCUGCCAUGAUGAUCAUGGAGUACUACAGGCAGAGCAAGGCCAAGCGCUCGCAGGCGCGGCUAGAGGCGGAGCAGAAUCGAACGACAUUACUGUUUCAGCGCGUGGAGCCGCCCUCCCCCAUCCAGGAUGGGCCUCUCUGCCUCCCUCCUACCCAACCGGCAGACCCCGUCAACACCCUGCUGGUGUAUGGGGGGGUUCCAGAGAGCCAGUCGUGGGUGACAGUGCGGGCUCAGGAGAUGUCCCAGAGAGUAGGCAGCUGGAGUCCUGAGGGACAGCAUUCUGGACAGGAGGAUGGCCUGGACAGCAGGCAUAACUCGCAGACGGUAGAGAUGAGAGAGAUGGGGCGUGACGGUUACUCGGAUACCGAGCACUUUCAGCCAAUGGAAGGCCACGGAAGGGCCGCUUCCAUGCCACGCCUUCCAGGCGACAACCAACAGCGAAGGAAAGGGAGGCAGCGUGGAAAUAACCUCAGUACUAUAACAGAUAAUAGUCCUAUGAAACGCUCGGCCUCCUCCCUUGGUCACAGUCGAUCUGGGAGGGGCCAGAGGGAAAGGGGUGGGGCCGAUGAUUAUGCAAUGGAGUAUGUGAUCCCCGAGGAGGGCGGAGCACCGAGGCACAGCCACCGACGCCGCGACCGAAGCCACCGGGCCUCCGAGCGGUCACUGUGUCGAUAUACAGACGCAGAUACAGGACUGGGCACAGACUUGAGCACCACCACUCAGUCAGGUGACCUGCCACCCAAGGAGAAGGAGCGUGACCGCGACAGAGACCGCGGUAGGCAGAAAGACCGCAAACACCACCACCAUCACCACCACCAUCACAGCGGCUCUGUGGACAAGGAGCGCUACACACCAGACCGCGCCGACCGGGGGGGAGAGCACGGUGGUCACAGACAGCCCCGAGGAGACAGAGACCACGACCGGGAUAGGGAGCACGACCGUCGCUGGUCACGGUCACCCAGCGAGGGCAGAGAGUGCAUGACACACAGACAGGGCAGUAGUUCGGUGAGCGAAAGUCCCGCUCCCUCUACCUCGGGGACCAGUACCCCGAGACGAGGCCGUCGGCAACUCCCUCAGACCCCGGCAACGCCCCGCCCACACGUCACCUACUCUCCUGUCGUCCGUAAAGCCAUGGCCACACCUCCCGGAGCCCAGCCCCUGGGGCGCAAUCCCGCCCCCGCCCCUCACCGCUUUUCCCCUGAGCCCCCCCAGGGACCUCCCCCGCCCCACCAUGGCUCACCCAACCAAGCCUGUCACCCCCCUCCCCGCUGGGGGGAUGGGGGAGGAGGAGGAGGAGGAGAGAGUGGGUCGCUGGAGGGCGACGGCUGCUUCUACAACCAGGACUACCAGGAUUACAACCGUGAGCACCACAAACCGCCUCCCUACGAGCAGAGCCCCACACAGGGCAACCCUCACAAACCUCAUCCCCUCAACCACCCUACUCUCCCCGUGCUAAACCAUCCCCCAACCCCACAGCAGCAGCACCCUAUCAACCCGCACCCAAACAACCCCCACCCCAACAACCCACACUCCCGCACCUCGCCCAGGACUUCCCGCCACGCGCCCCCACCCAACACCAUCCCCACCCCCCAAGGGCAGCAGCCUCCCCCCACUCGACGCCUCCCCAACGGCUACCGUGCCUCCUCCCCCUCCUCGCAACACCACCACGGCCCCACCCACCCCGGGCCCCAUAAGGUCCCCCCUCCCCAGCCUAGAGGGCCCCGCACUAAAGACCUGCACGAACCCUACAACAACACGGAUGACAACAGGUGCUAGCCUCUGGAGACUAUGGAGGGAGG
Oncorhynchus masou masou (cherry salmon) is the source of this 9048-nucleotide messenger RNA. Its product is annotated as voltage-dependent P/Q-type calcium channel subunit alpha-1A-like. The record is from RefSeq and is a predicted model, not a curated record. Gene Ontology annotation, cellular component: voltage-gated calcium channel complex; membrane; neuronal cell body. Gene Ontology annotation, molecular function: high voltage-gated calcium channel activity. Gene Ontology annotation, biological process: chemical synaptic transmission; calcium ion import across plasma membrane. The transcript has 50 exons. Lineage: Eukaryota; Metazoa; Chordata; Actinopteri; Salmoniformes; Salmonidae. The coding region runs from base 1490 to 9025 and encodes 2511 amino acids.